This is a messenger RNA of Tarenaya hassleriana, 1124 nucleotides long. Its product is annotated as protein FLUORESCENT IN BLUE LIGHT, chloroplastic. Lineage: Eukaryota; Viridiplantae; Streptophyta; Magnoliopsida; Brassicales; Cleomaceae. Bases 40 to 1029 code for a protein of 329 amino acids. Gene Ontology annotation, molecular function: protein binding. The record is from RefSeq and is a predicted model, not a curated record. The transcript has 4 exons. Gene Ontology annotation, biological process: chlorophyll biosynthetic process.
CAAACAGGAACGGUGGUUUUAUCCUCAGAGAGCUUGAAAAUGGCGGCGCUAAUCCGCUGCGCCUCCUUCUUCCACCGACCGUGCUCCGGACGGUCUCCGCCGUCCGAUCAAGUAUCUAGAAAAUCCCAUGGUCCAGGAAAUUCACCAAUGCUGAUGCUUCUACCCGAGAAGAACGGGUCUAUCAUUCCUUCAUUUCGGAACUCGCCAGUCACAAAACCCAGAUCACGCCGUCUUAUGCCUUGGACUAAACAUGUGUCUGCAAGGCUCGAGGAGCAAGAGAAAUCUAAAGAAAUCCGGGAGAUCUUCCAAAAUCCAACCGCUAGUACGGAAUUUUCAGACAAGUUUUCGGCUUUCAAGGUAAGUCGGGUGGCUUUGAUAACCAACGCCCUUAUGAUGGGAACACCUCUUGAAGCAUUGGCUGAAACAUGCGAACCCCAACAAACCUCCUUCUUCAACAUGCCAUUGCUAUUACUCGUUGCCCUUGUAGGAGCCACCGUCGGAGGGCUACUCGCCCGGCAAAGGAGGGGAGAGUUGCAGAAGUUGAACGAACAACUACGUCAGAUCAACACAGCUCUUAGGAGGCAAGCCAAGAUCGAGUCUUACGCACCUGCCUUGAGUUACGCCCCGACGGUUGGAGCCAGAAUCCCCGAGAGCGAAGUCAUUGUGGAUCCGAGGAAGCAAGAGUUGAUUACCAAGUUGAAGAAAGGGAAGAACUUUCUCCGGAAUCAAGAGCCUGAGAAGGCGUUUACCGAGUUCAAGACGGCUUUGGAGCUUGCCCGGAAUCUCGAAGACCCGAUCGAGGAGAAGAAGGCGGCGAGAGGGUUAGGCGCCUCGUUGCAACGGCAAGGGAACUAUCGGGAAGCCAUACAGUACCACUCAACUGUUCUGGCGAUCUCGGAGAGAGAAGGGGAAGAUUCUGGGAACACAGAAGCGUACGGAGCCAUUGCUGACUGCUACACUGAACUAGGAGACCUGGAGAAAGCUGGAAUAUUCUAUGACAAGUACAUUGCACGGUUAGAAACAGACUGAUUUCCCAUCCAUUGUUGUGUUUUUUUCCCUUGUCCUGUUCAUGUCAAAGCAUGUAUAACAGAGACUUGCAAAUCCUUUUUUUUUAUUGAAUGUUA